AUGGUGUUAAGACGUACUGAAACUCUUACAGUAGACGUGUCAUUGUUAGGAGAAAAACUACAUUUCAAAACUUCUGGAAGAUACGCUAAAAAUCGGUUCUUAAAGGCACGAAUUUUAAGUAAUACACUAGCUGCUUAUGUAAUAAGAAAUUAGAAGACAAUUUUUUAAAAUCUGUUAAAUGCAGUUUAAACUUUUUUCUUUUAAUACAAAAAAAAAUAACUUUUAGGCAGCUUUAUCUGAAUCUUUGGCUACAUGGGAUCGAAAUGACGCAAAGAAAGUUGGUUUAACAACUCCUUAUCUCUUGAAUCUGUAUGAAAAAUGGGGCCAUGGUGGUUUUGGACUUGUACUAACUGGCAAUGUGAUGGUAGAACAUAGACAUCUGGAAACAGCUGGCAACCACGUCAUUAGUCAAGAAAGCUGGAGUGAUGAAAAAGUUAAAUCAUUUAAGUAAGCAAAUUUUUUAAUGAAAGUUAACUUGACAUUUUCAUUUUAUUUUUUUUUGGGUCUAAAUUGUAAUAUAAAACUCAUACAAAAAAUAACAAAAAUUUUGGCAAUUUUAGUCAGCUAGCCAUUAACAUUAAACAAGAUGGAACUCUGGCCAUAGCUCAGAUUGGCCACGCUGGACGCCAAACUCCAAAUUCAGUAAAUCGAACACCAUUCUCAGCAUCUAAUGUUCAACUCGACGGUAUCAAACGAGGUGGAAAUACUUAUGGACGUCCAAUUGCAUUAACACUGACUCAAGUUCAGACAGAAGUUAUUGAUCGUUUUGUUUUCACGGCUGAAAAGUUAUAUGAAGCUGGUUUUGAUGGAGUCCAGCUACAUUCAGCUCACGGAUAUUUAUUAGCUCAAUUUAUAUCACCAACUACUAAUUUAAGAACUGAUCGGUACGGUGGAAAUGCAGAAAAAAGAGCUCAGAUUCUGGUCGAUAUUUACGAUGCAAUACGGUAUAUUUUUGUCUACAGAUUCAAGAUUGCGGUCAACACCUUAAGAGUUCCUUAAAUUUAAAAUGUAAUUACAAGUUUCAGAGCCAAGAUACCAGCUUCAACAGGAUUUGUGAUUGGGAUAAAAUUGAACUCUGUUGAAUUUCAAAAUCAUGGUUUGGGGAUCGAUGACGCUAUUACUACAGCUAAGAUUGUUGACGUAUGUUUAUAUUCUAAUCUUGCUUGUACAGUUUUAAAAGGAAUUUUGAGACGUUUUUUUACUUUCAGGCAACCGGCUUUGACUUUAUUGAAUUUUCCGGUGGGAACUAUGAAAGUUGGCAGAUGGAUGUAAGCGAAUCGACAAAAAAAAGAGAAGGCUUUUUCGUUCAAUUUACUGAAGCUAUCAAACCACAUCUUAAAAAUACGGUAGUAUACGUUACCGGUGGCUUCAGAACGGCCCCAAAAAUGAUUCAAGCCAUAAAAGAGAAAUCUACGGAUGGAAUUGGCCUUGGCCGACCAAUUUCAGCCGAACCCGAUCUACCCGCGAAAAUAUUGACCGGUAGAGUAAUGUCAGCCUCUUAUAAUCCCGUAGAUACGGAUUUUUGGUACGGUUACUGCGUUUGUGUGGGUCAAAUGGCACAAGCUAGUGUAUUGCCGUUUUCUAAAUGCUGUAAUGACCCGAGUUAUGGUAUUAUGGACAAUAGUGAUCCCAGAGAAUUAGACGAGUUUUUAAAAGAAUAUGAAAAGUUUCACAAAGAAGAAUCUAGAAGAUUAUUAGAGGAAAAUGAACCUACUAAGGGCGUGUACUUUUAUAAACCAAGAUUUUUGAAUUAUUUGCCGUCUAAACUGUGAAGGGAAUACUUAGAUAUCAAUUAAAAUAGGAAACAUUUUUUGCUUUUGAAUUUCAAUUAAAUUUAGUUUUAUGAGUUAAUAAAUCUAUCAUAUAAAAAAGGUGUGUUUUGAAAUAAUUCGUGUAAAAUUUUUUAGACUGCUCGCGCUUGUUUCGGGCGCAGCCUGAGAGCUAAAAUAAAUCUUUUUUACAGUUUUGGAAACGAAAGUAUUUUCUUUUUUAUAAUAUUUGUAAAACAAAUAAAAUAUAUACAUAUAUCAUAUUUUCCUGGUAUGUUUUAAUUAUCUUUUGAUAAAUAUGUACUUUCUUUCAAAACUUCUUCUUAGCCUACGUUUUUAGAUGCUAGACGAUAUUCUUCGUGAGUUCGCUCAAAUUACAAUUGAAGAUUUUGUUGAAAACCUUCCAGUAAGAUCAAGUAGACUGUCAAAACAAGAGAAGGCUCAAAAACAUUAUGAAAAAGUAAAGCAAUCCAGAUUGAUGAAACGGGGUGAAGAGCGAAAACGUCAACGACCUGCUAGAAAACGACGACAAAAAAUGGAGAAGACAGUUUUGGAAGGGGGAUUACAAGUAUGUUGAUUUUUUUUUGUUCUUAGCUUUAGGAAAGUAAUACGGAAUUUUGAAUUGUUUUGAAGUGUUAUUUUUGAUAUCGAAUAUGGAAAAAGUUUUAUUAUUUGAUUUUUAGUUUUUGGGCCCAAAAUCUGUCUUUUUAUCUUUUAAUUUAGAUAGCCAUUGAUUUCUCUUUUGUAAACUUAAUGAAUCGAAAAGAAAGUUCUCAUUUGAUACGGCAAAUUGGCCGAAUUUGGGGUCUUCAAAAGCAAUAUCAUGGGCUUGAUAUCCGACUGUUUGGCCUCACUUCUGAGUUUUCUUGUCAAUGUGAGAAACUCCUUAGUGGUUUUUCUGAUUUUAAGUGGAAGACUUACCAGGAAACAGUGCAAGUUGUUAAUGGUGACAGUGAAGAAAUGUUUGUUUACUUGUCUCCAGAUGCCAAUGCUGAACCAUUGAAUUUUUUGGAUAGUAAUGUCACUUAUGUAAUUGGUGGUAUUGUUGACGAGACUGGUGUUGGAAACAGGACAUCGUUAAAAGCGGGUAAAUAAUGGAAUAAAAAAAUUAUGGUUUGUUUAAAAAGAUAUAUUAUUUAAUUUAACAAAAAGUUUUUGAAAUUUUGCGUCUUUUAAAGUUUUUAUUAUCAGAACAAUCAAAAAAUUAGUAAAUAUUUCAGAAAGAACGGGACAUAAAUUUUAUCGGUUACCAAUAUCAGAAUAUUCUCAUCGAACCAAAGAACCUGGAUCAUGGACAUUUAAUCAGAUGUUAGCUUUAAACCAAGUAGUUGAAGCUUUAUGUUUAUAUAAAUGGACAAAAGACUGGAAAGUAGCUUUUAAAGGUGUUGUUCCUUGUCGUACGGGGUUUAUUUUUGAAUAA
Bursaphelenchus okinawaensis is the source of this 3189-nucleotide messenger RNA. NCBI's taxonomy places the organism in Eukaryota, Metazoa, Nematoda, Chromadorea, Rhabditida, Aphelenchoididae. The record is from the annotation of a GenBank genome assembly.